Messenger RNA from Aplysia californica (California sea hare), 4552 nucleotides. RefSeq names its product palmitoyltransferase ZDHHC1. Gene Ontology annotation, biological process: peptidyl-L-cysteine S-palmitoylation; protein targeting to membrane. Lineage: Eukaryota; Metazoa; Mollusca; Gastropoda; Aplysiida; Aplysiidae. Gene Ontology annotation, molecular function: protein-cysteine S-palmitoyltransferase activity. Gene Ontology annotation, cellular component: Golgi apparatus; endoplasmic reticulum. The record is from RefSeq and is a predicted model, not a curated record. Bases 506 to 2173 code for a protein of 555 amino acids. The transcript is spliced from 12 exons.
GCAAAGUCCGCAAUUUGAUUUUUGUGUAAACAUUGAUGAUGCAAGCAAAAGCGGGAUGAGAAUUCGUUUCUAAAUAUCUUUUAAAAUUGAGUCGGAACGAACAUGUUUGAUAAUUAGAUCUAGCUUUGGUUACAAUGAAACAUUUCGCCGAUAGGAGUGAACCGUAUUUUUGUAUAGACUAUAUAGAGUGGUACCAUAAUAGCAUUGUUCUCAAAAUUUGGUCCACUUCCGACGUAAAUGCCAGCUGAAUAAGAUUGUUACCUUGGAUUCAAAAUGGCGGCCCGAUUAGGAAGAACGUCAAUGACUCCAACAAACAAAGUGCUGAGUCAAAUAUGAAGGCCUUUCAUACUGGUAUUGAAGGAACAUGGUUAGGUCGACAUUUCAACUUCUGUGAUUGGUUUGAGUUGGAGGCUCUAAGAUUGUUUCAAUGAUCUGCUUCACAUGUACACGGAGCUCUGCUGCUGUGCUUUACGCAUACCGGUAACUGUCUUGGCCAUCUGUAGAAAUGGCUAGAGGAGAUGAGGACAAGUAUGGAGAAGGGAGUAGAGUGCAUGGCUGGAAUUGUCCACUGCAUAUGUUGCAGGUUCUGGCUUGGAUAGUAAUCGUUUAUUUCAUCAUCAUCACAAAUGGAUGUCUGAUACCCAACCUCAUCUCUAAUGUACAGAUUCCCUUGUACUGUACAACCUCCAUCCUUGUUCUGGGGCUGGUGUUGACACUUAUUGUGGCCACAACACUAGAUCCCGCGGACAAAGCUGUCAGGGACAAGGGAGGCAACAAAAAUGUCCCAAAGUUGGACAGAACCAAACACAAGCAUGCAAUUGAGAACCAAUCAUGUGCCCUCUGCCAAGUUUUUGUGGGGCCAAAAUCGAAACACUGCAGUGCCUGCAAUAAAUGCGUGUCUGGAUUUGACCAUCACUGUCGGUGGCUGAACAACUGUGUCGGGGAUCGGAACUACAAAUGGUUUUUCGCAACCCUGAUUUUUGCAAUCCUGGCGUCACUGAUGGUGAUAUGUGUCAGCAUCUGCCUUUUUGUGGGAUUUUUCACAGACAAAGACAAAGGAAACAUUAUAAAAUCCUAUAGGGACUCUGUCAAUUCUGGCGGGUCACAUUCCCUGAAGUUUUUCGAGCUACCGGUGCCAGACGGAGCCUUCUUGACAGUGGAUAUCCUCACGGCACUGCUGGCUUUCAUCGCAUUUGGAUUCCUGGUCCAUCUGACACAGUUCCACAUCUGGCUCAUAUGCAAGGACAUGUCCACCUACGAUUUCAUCGUCAUGCAGAGAGAGAAAGCUCGAGCCAAGGAGGAAAGUUCUCUGAGUGCUUUGUCCUCACCGAAUUCUCGUUCACAGCCUAUCAAAGCAAACAAGAUUACACCCAGUAAGCAGCAAAGUUCAGAAACGCACAUGACCAAAUCUGAAGAAGAUUUGAAAAAAUAUCAGACAUCUCUCGAGGAAAAGGAACAGAUGGAUGGAGGGGAAACGCCUCCGCCUCUCUCAAGCCCCAUCAGAGAUGAGAAGUUUGGGUUUUCCCAUCAAACAGAAGAGCCCAGCACAUACACAGCUCUACGCAAAAUGAAGAGGAAAAAGAAGAAAAAAGCUGUGGCCGUAGGUAGAGGCGACCCAGAAAUGCAAAUAGCUACCAUAGACAAUUCUGCCAUGUACCAUCAUAAUGGGCUAUCAUCAGGGAUGACCAGUGACGAUUGGGCCAUGAACAAGCGCAAGAAAGCUGGAGGUUUCCGCCCCCAUCCCAGUUUGUCCAACUCAUCUUCCUCUGAAUAUCUUCCGCACGGGGACUCAGCUGCAAAGCUGAGCCUCAGCGACAAAAAGGCAGCAGCAACGUCAGACGAAGAGGCUGAUAAUGAGGAUCUCAACACAACGACGAUGUUCUCUGUAAAUUCCAGUGCUCAUUUUUUCCCAGACGGGAGCCUCAAUUACAAGAACAGCCUUCAACCACUUCCUCUGACCCCGAUUCCAAAACGGAAGUGGCCUCCUCAGGCUCAGCAAGAUAUCCCACCCUUGGAUCUGACCGCGUUGCGUGGGAGCACGGAAAGUACGAACUCCUACAAACCUUACACGGGCACAACGCGGUCAUUUGACACAUACAGGUUCACAGGAGACCAGAAAUCCUUGUCUCCCUUGAAGCCACUACAAGAAGUAGCUUAUGAUUCUGGAGUCUAGUUCCAGUACAGCUAACUUGUCAGUGACAAAUGAGAAUAGUAAACAGCUUUAUCUUCCUAUGAUUUAAGUUUCUAUGAUGUUGACUCGGAGCUUGUGAUAUUUUAAAGUCUUGGAAUCUACAGCUGCUCUUAGAACUUUGGCAUUCAGAACAAAAUUGUUUGCUGCUUUAAGACGUCAUUGUGUCUUUGGACAAUAUUUGACCAUUUCAUUGAUUUGCCAGCUGUGGCAAUUUUUAUCCCAAGCCAUAUAUGUUUACAAAUAAAAACAUGAAAUUCUGCAUUGCCGUGUCACAAUUACACAGUUGCACAAAGGGACAAAUAUCACAAAUGCAUGCAUACACUAAAGGGUACACAUCAUUUUUACAUACAUGCACUAGAGGGCAUUCAUCAAAUCUACUCAUAUACACAAAGUGACGCACUAGUACGUUUACUCACAUAUAUAUAUAUACAAAAUAACACACUAUUACAUCUACACACAUACACAAAAUGAAACAUAUCACUUCUACUUUCAUACUCAAAAUAACGCCUUUCACAUCUUCACUCGACCUCAAAUGACACAUGUCACAUCUAGGGACAGUCACACACAAAAGGAGAUUGUGUCACAAAUGCUUGUUCAUAUCACCAGUGAACGAUCUCCCUAUUCCACACUGGACAUUGCGGACUGCUGGGACACAGCACCUGUGAACUUACAGACAAGUAUUACUCUUAUCCAGUGUUUAAGAUAAGGACUCGUCCUCCAACUUUGCUGUCUCCGCAAACAUUUGAGGAGACAGGCCUGAACCCAAGAUGAUGACCUUAUAGGGAAGCUAUGGCAUUACCCAUCGCAACAAGGAGGGAUAACUGCCGUUUUCACCGUUUCAAAGAGGCUCUGUGUGCAUGGAGGCACAACAAACUUUAGAAAAAAGAAGAAAAAGUUGUGUGUGCACAGGGGAAUCUUUUCACCACAUGUGCAAACCAUUGAAUUCCUUUAUAAUGUUUGGGGGGGUUUUUUGGUAUUUUUUCCGUUUGUUUCCCAAACUUAAAAACUAAUUGACUAAUAGCUUCAACAAAAAUUUCAGAGAUCUUCAACGUAAUUUUGUAAUAGGAUGGGGGGGUUGUGAUCCAAUUCCUUUCAGGCAUUGAAUUCACAGAUAUGCACACUUACUAAUGUCACAUUCUAUUCUUUCAUAGAUUUCUCUGACUUAGCACGUUUGUGUAAGUGAAAGAAAUCCAUGUACAUGUAGAUGGAUAUGCAAAUAACUAACAUGUGGACAUAUGCAAAUUCAGAAUCUAUUUUUAAUGUUAAUUGGACUGUCGAUUUGUACAAACUGGUAGAUCUGUUUCAUACUGAUCUCAUUGCACAUAGUCAUUUUGACAUCAUGUUCGUUUUAGGUGAUCUGCUUUUGUAUUACAUAUUUUAGUUUUAGUCCUGCAGUGAGCAAAGCUGGGUGUGUGUCGGCCAUUGCUUCAAAUGCCAUGGCUGUGAGCUUGUGCAAAUGCCACAAACGUAGAAUUCCAAGUACUUGCAUGUAUGUUGAUGUGCUUUAACCAGUGUCAUUAUUUUGUGUCACGUUUUUGUGCAAUUUACGAUGGUGGAGAGCCCUACACAUGUUUUUCAUUAGAUCUUCAAUUACAUGAACAUGUCACAUUAACAGCUGCCUGUUUUGUAGGUUUGUAACUCAACAUUCCAACAUUAAUAAGACAAUGAGUUGUUUUUUAAAUUAUUUUGACUUUGUCUUCAAGUGAUAUGCUGUGGCAAAGUUACCUGUUCACUUUACCAGGAUUCUGUUGCAUGUAUUUGAAAUCAGAUUGACUUUUGGGUGUUUGGGCCUCAGUGUUCUGUGAAAAUGAUGAUUUAUUUGUCAAAAGAAUACUUGUUUUUAUGUUUAUAUAUCUGAAUUUAGUCGAUUUGAUUUAACUGAUUCACUCCAUGAUUAUUUUGGCCUCUUGAUGGAAUUAUUUUCUGGGUUCUAAAUUUGAGUGGAGGGUUACAUCACGUUUCAUGCAAAAUGUCAGUAGUUUCUAUUUUUAAAAUAUGCAUUACCAUACUUCAAAUGAAAGAUAGAUAACUGAAAAGUGCACAUGACAGUGGUUUGAGAGGUGUGGUGUAUAAGGUCGGUACUAUAAAAGUAUAAUACGACCAAGAUCACAAAAUUUACAAUCAGCAUUUUUGCUUACUUGAUCCCUGGUGUUGAGGAAACCACUGUUUGCUGGUCAUAAAAGGCUUAAAAUGUCAAAUAAUCCAAUUGAAAGUUAGUAUAACCACAACUCGAGUCGGUUAACUAUAUACACAGACAUUGCGGGGUUCGACAAAUACAAAUCAAAUGUUGGAGGUGAAUUGUAAAAUCUCAGGUCCUCAGCCAAAAUUUGAAGGGAAAAAAAGUAAAGGAUCGAAAAAAAA